This is a messenger RNA of Aplysia californica (California sea hare), 3619 nucleotides long. Its product is annotated as transcription initiation factor TFIID subunit 2. NCBI's taxonomy places the organism in Eukaryota, Metazoa, Mollusca, Gastropoda, Aplysiida, Aplysiidae. Gene Ontology annotation, biological process: transcription initiation at RNA polymerase II promoter. The record is from RefSeq and is a predicted model, not a curated record. Gene Ontology annotation, molecular function: chromatin binding; metallopeptidase activity; transcription cis-regulatory region binding. Gene Ontology annotation, cellular component: transcription factor TFIID complex.
CCUGCUAAGAUAAUAUAAUGUUUUGGUCUCAACCAACGAUGCAAAUGCUGGCGCAGAUUGCUUUUUGCCUUCAUGUUAAAUUGAAUUGCAAGUUUUAAGAACUUGCAAGGUUUCUGGAGAUAUAUAUCCAUGUAACCGUGAACUAUGAAGAAAGAUAUUAAAACGGAACCAUUACGAUUGUUCAAACUUUCUCACCAGAUUCUCUGCAUUACAGGAAUCAAUUUUGACAACAAGUCACUCAUUGGCUAUGUGGAGCUGACUGUAUGGCCACUGAAGCCAGACCUUACCAGCAUUCGCAUCAACAGCAAACAGAGUUCAAUUUACAAAGUGACGAUCGACAGAAAAUGGGAGGCGGAAUUCACGUACUUCGAUCCUAUGAUGGACAUCUGCCAGGGAAAUGUUGUCAAACGCAACAUCGACUACUUUGAGAAGUGCCAGCAGAACGCUCUGAACGCCGUGGACCCUGACCAGGGCAAUGGAGAGCUGAUCAUCACGCUGCCCGAGGAUGUGUUGCCCACAGUCGCUGCCCUGGGCAGCUUCCAGGUGUGUGUGGAGUUUGCCCUGGAGGAGCCCAGGUGUGGCCUUCACUUUGUGGUGCCGGAUACGCCAGGCACGAUGGCCGAACGCAGCGCUCACAUGUUCACCUACGCCACCGAGAACUUCUCCAGGCUGUGGUUCCCCUGCAUCGACACGUUCAGCGAGCCGUGCACGUGGAAGAUCGAAGUCACGGUGGACCGCGACAUGACGGCCGUGGCGUGCGGUGACCUGGUCAGCGUGGAGUACACUGAGGAUAUGGCGGAGAAGACCUACCACUACUUCCUGUCCAGCCCCACUGCCGCACCCAAUAUCGCCCUGGCUGUUGGGCCGUUUGAGAUCCUGGUUGACCCCAAGAUGCACGAGGUGACCCACUUCUGUCUGCCACGGCUCAUGCCCGUCCUCCGCCACACCACCAGCUACAUUCACCAGGCGUUUGAGUUCUACGAGGAGCUCAUGUCCAGCCGGUACCCGUACAGCUACUACAAGCAGGUGUUUGUGGACCAGGCCUACUGCGAGGUCUCUACCUACUCCACCAUGAGACCUCCAAGAGGUGAGUGAGUACGAGCAGCAGGCGGGCUACGUGAUCCUGGACCCGUCCAAGCGCGACAGCAACCACACCUUCUCCAUCCGCUCCCCGCACACGCUGUCGCCGCGCUACGCCGAGAUCUUCUCCAAGAAGGCGCGGCUCGUCAUGCGCAUGUUGGAGAUUCGCAUCGGGACCGAGCUCUUCCUGCAGGUCCUGAACAAGCUGCUGUCCCUGGCCUACAACGCCAGCCAACAGAACUUCUCUCUCUCCAGCUGGAUCAACAUGCUGCUGUCUACCUCCUCUUUUCUGAAAAUCAUCUACACAGUGACAGGGAAGGACAUUGAGCCUUUCAUUGACCAGUGGGUUACCCAGGGGGGCGUGGCCCGCUUCAACAGCAGCUUUGUCUUCAACCGCAAACGCAACGUGGUAGAGCUGGACAUCAAGCAGGAUCUGACGGCCCUUGGGGCGCUCAAGUUUGUGGGGGCGCUGAACGUGACGAUACAGGAACUGGACGGUUCUUUCAACCACACGUUCAAGAUUGAGGAGAACAAGACGAGGUUUGAGAUCACCUGCCACUCCAAAAGUCGAAGCCAAGAUUCCCCGGUGCUGUGGCUGCGACUAGACCCCGACAUGCACCUGUUGAGGACGGUGACCUUUGAGCAGCCAGACUACAUGUGGCAGUAUCAGCUCAAGUUUGAGCGCUGCAUCGUGGCACAGUUUGAGGCUAUCGAGGCUCUGGGCAGGUUCCCGACCCCGGCCUCUCGCUAUGCACUGACCGACACGAUAGAGAAUGAGGAAUGUUACUACAGGGUCAGGCAGGACGCUUGCUACUGUCUCGCCAAGGAGACAUCACCGGUGAACACUUGUACUGGACGUUGGACUUCAUCGAGAACGAGCGUGAUCCGUAUCUGAGCCACCAUACGAUCACAUGUCUGACCCAGAACCCUCCGUUCCAACGCUCGGAGAGGUCACCGCUCAACAUGGAACCCCUGGUGGAGAAACUGUGGCACGUCAUGAGCUCCACUAUGUCGAUGGACUGUCGUCUUCGCUGUGGUCUGGCCGAAUUGUACCACACUCUCUACGGACGACAGAGACCUACGUGUUUGCCUGUGGCUGAGAGUGUGAAACAAGCUCAGAAGGACAAGAAGGCCAAGGCACAGACUGAGAGCGCGGAGAGAGCCGUGGACCUGACCAUGAUCUCCGGGGAGCAGACGGUGGGGCUGGAGGAGUCGGUGGUCAGUACAGAGCCCGCUGACCACAACCACCACCAAGACGGUCAGCUGGACGGCAAGGACGUGAAGCCGAAGAUUGAGCUUGACCUUGAGGUGUCGGUGCCGUCAGUGCCGAGUGGCGAGACGCCGGCCGACGUGACAGAGACGCACGUCAGUCCCAGCCACCUGAGUGAGGACUCUGCCUCACCACCGCAGCUGUCGCCUCGACGAGGUCCCCCCGAGGACGUCAUUGUGUCCCUGGAUAACAUCAUCCGCUCGGAUCCAUCCAUGCCGGCACGGAUAUUCGAAGCGUCGCCUUCACCACCCCAGCCGGAAGCGUCGGAUUCAGAGAUGGAUAGAUCCACCGUUCUCUCGCUGGAUAAAGAAGGCAGUGCGCCUGGCUCACCAGUGAAAGAAGAAGUAGCAGAAGCAGCAGAAGCUGCACCUGCUGAAACAUCAGCGGUUCUGCAUUCAGCAACUGAAAAAUCAGCAGUAGCAGUAGCAGCAGCAGCAACAGCAGCAGUAGUGGUAGGAGCAUCGUCUCCUGCUUCCUCACCUCUUCAUCUGUCGGAGGAUAUUGAAGUCGUUGAUGAUGAGGAUGAUGAUGAUGAUAAGAUUGAUUCCAAACUCAUGACUCGAGCCAUAAAAGAGGAGAUGAUAGAGGAGGAGGAGGUGAAGGAGGAAGAGGAGAAGGUGAGUCGAAAGAGGAAGAGGAGUCGAUCACCGUCUAUGUCACCGCCGUUACCGCCUCCGCAACCACAACCACAGCUACAGCCACAACUUUUGUCCUCCUCGUUACAACCUUCAUCGUCUCUAUUAUCUACAUCAUCAUCGUCAUUACCCCAGCGUUCACCGCCGUCAGCGUUGGCACCUGCAGAGCCAGCCUCCGGGAACUUAUUCCUCUCCUCCUCCUCCCCUCCCUCCUCCUCCCCUCCCUCCUCCUCCUCUCUGCCUCAGCAAGGGGCCUUAUCGUCACUGCCAUCAUCGUCAUCAAUCAAACUCGAUGUGGUCAAAAUGGAAGUGAAAGAAGAACGGCCGUCGAGCCCCCCUCCUCCUCCUCUCCCUCCUCCCUCCUCCUCCUCCUUCUCCUCCUUCUCGCUCUCCACCAGAAAGAGGUCGCGAGACAGCCCCCCUCCUCUUCCUCCUCCUCCUCCCAUGUCUCCUCCCAGCACCCGGGAGUUUGCCGUCAAGGAGGAGGAGGAGGAGGAGAGAGAGGGUGAGAUCUCGGCCCCGCCUCCCGUUGCUAUGGCAACACCAGACAAGAGUCUUGAGCAGCCUGGGCCUACAGCGACGGUGUUACACUCCACACCACUGCCCAGCCUCAAGACCACGCUGUAUACGGGAG